AUGGGGAGGAAGCGGGACGCCAUCCUGGACGCGCUGGAGAGCCUGGCCGCCGACGAGCUCAAGAAGUUCAAGCUGAAGCUGGGCGCGGCGCAGCAGCGCGAAGGUUUUCGGAACAUCCCGCGGGGCGCGCUCGCGAUGCUGGACGCCGUGGACCUCACGGACAAGCUGGUGGCCUCCUACCGCGAGGACUACGGCGCCGAGCUCACCGCGGCCCUGCUGCGCGACAUGGGCAUGCAGGAGGAGGCGGCCCGGCUCCAGGGGCUCGCGUGA
Molecule: messenger RNA, 270 nt
Organism: Miniopterus natalensis
Lineage: Eukaryota; Metazoa; Chordata; Mammalia; Chiroptera; Miniopteridae
Gene: PYDC1
Product: pyrin domain containing 1
Source: RefSeq, a predicted model, not a curated record